This is a messenger RNA of Penicillium subrubescens, 1086 nucleotides long. RefSeq lists its product as uncharacterized. The transcript has a single exon. NCBI's taxonomy places the organism in Eukaryota, Fungi, Ascomycota, Eurotiomycetes, Eurotiales, Aspergillaceae. The coding region runs from base 1 to 1086 and encodes 361 amino acids. The record is from RefSeq and is a predicted model, not a curated record.
AUGCAUUGUCGCGCCUUCCUAUUCUCUUUAUGCCACCUGGCACUGCAGCUUCGCAUUGCUACGGCCUCUCCAUACCAGAGCCGUAUCCAAGAGACUGGCACUGUUUUCCCAGCACCCGCUGAAUUCGGCACUUGGCAGAUGGUAUCAUACUCAGAAGACCUCAUAGAAUACUACGACGGUCUCGGAUCCUAUACUCUCCCCGCUCUCGCCUACAUCCAAACCAUUGGAACAAGCUCUGGCAACGUCCGGAUACAGAUCGUCCCAACCAACUACGGAUAUGUCAUGUCCGACAAUACCGCCGCGUUCACACUGCAGAAUGACGGAGUGUGGGAACUGGCCGAUUACAACAACGAUGGCACGCUGGAUUUGAUUUACAUCCAAAUCCGAAACACCGCCUCCGGCAAGGUGGAGAUCAGUGUUGUUUCUGGCGCAUCAAACUACAAAGCUUAUUUCUUGAAGAAUUUGCCUAUCGUGUUUGAUGUGCAGAUCAAUGGUCGUUGGCAGAUGGUUGAUGUUGAUGGUGACGGGUCGCUUGAUCUCGUUUACAUUCAGAACAGCAACACAGCAUCCAAUUACGCAGAGGUCUUUGUCGCAUCGGGAGCUUCGACCUUCACUAAGCUCACUAGCCAGACUGUGUCGAGUCUACCCAUUAGCAAUGAUGGUAUCUGGCUUUUGGCGGAUGGGAAUAUGGCUGGAUCGUAUGACCUGUUUUUCAACCAGAAUAUCAACACGGCGUCGGGGUAUGUUGAGGUGAAUGUUGUUUCGGCCGCUUCUGGUUAUCAGACUCUUAUUCAGGGUGUGCCUACUACCUUCUCGAUUGAGAACAAUGGUACCUGGAUGAUGUAUGAUUGGAAUGGUGAUAAUGUCUUGGAUCUGAUUUACAUCAAGCAGGACGAUACUCCUGAUAUCAGUUUCUACUUGACACCCUCUCUUAGGCCUGUUUUUAUGAACACCAUUGGGUUUUCCUCGAUAUGGAUAGUUUUUCGGUCAAGUAUGGACAGAACUCUUUACCUGGACUUUCAUUUGUUUGCAUUAGUCUUUUCCAUUCACCACCACUCUACUAUUCCUAAUUUCCUUGUUAUAUGA